Messenger RNA from Acomys russatus (golden spiny mouse), 839 nucleotides. It is a transcript of the gene Gcg, whose product is annotated as glucagon. Gene Ontology annotation, cellular component: extracellular region. Gene Ontology annotation, molecular function: glucagon receptor binding; hormone activity. The coding region runs from base 300 to 839 and encodes 179 amino acids. The record is from RefSeq and is a predicted model, not a curated record. Gene Ontology annotation, biological process: positive regulation of insulin secretion involved in cellular response to glucose stimulus; adenylate cyclase-modulating G protein-coupled receptor signaling pathway; negative regulation of apoptotic process. The transcript has 5 exons. Lineage: Eukaryota; Metazoa; Chordata; Mammalia; Rodentia; Muridae.
AAGAGUAAACAAAAAGUUUCCGGGUCUCUGAGGUCUCAACCCAGUAUCAGCAUAGAAUGCAGAUGAGCAAAGUGAGUGGGCGAGUGAAAUCAUUUGAACAAAACCCAAUUAUUUACAGAUGAGAAAUUUAUAUUGUCAGCAUAAUAUCUGCGAGGCUGAACAGCCUGGAGCAUAUAUAAAAGAAGAGCGCCCCGGUGCAGAAGGGCAGAGCUUGGGCACAGAACACACCCAAAGUUCCCACGUGGGCUCCCUGUAUCUGCACCUGCUCUCAGCUCAGUCUCACAAGGUAGAGAAAAAAAAUGAAGAGCGUGUACAUUGUGGCUGGAUUGUUGAUGAUGGUGGUACAAGGCAGCUGGCAGCAUCCCCUUCAAGACACGGAGGAGAAACCCAGAUCGUUCCCAGCUCCCCAGACAGAACCACGCGAGGACCCGGAUCAGAUAAAUGAAGACAAACGCCACUCACAGGGCACAUUCACCAGUGACUACAGCAAAUACCUGGACUCCCGCCGUGCCCAAGAUUUUGUGCAGUGGUUGAUGAACACCAAGAGGAACAGGAACAACAUUGCCAAACGCCAUGAUGAAUUUGAGAGGCAUGCUGAAGGGACCUUUACCAGUGAUGUCAGUUCUUACUUGGAGGGCCAGGCGGCAAAGGAAUUCAUUGCUUGGCUAGUGAAAGGCCGAGGAAGGCGAGACUUCCCAGAAGAAGUUGUCAUUGCUGAAGAACUCGGCCGCAGACAUGCUGACGGCUCCUUCUCUGAUGAGAUGAAUACGAUUCUUGAUAAUCUUGCCACCAGGGACUUCAUCAACUGGCUGAUUCAAACCAAAAUCACUGACAAGUAA